ACUAGUGUUAGUGUGUAUCCUUGGUGCCUGGCUGCAUAUUGGCCUCCAGGCCGGCCGGGAAGUCGAAUGGUCCGCGCGAAGACGAAACUCGUUUUGCUUCUACUAGUACUAGUAGUAGUACUACACUUCGUAGUUCUACAGCCGAGCGGUAACGUAAUAAUAAUGCAGUGGACGAACAUGAUCGAUGUUUCGGACGUAGAUUCUACGUGCUUGCGGAGGUGCUACCCUACGUUGUCCUAGCCUCUUCCUGGAAAAGGUGCGCUAACUCUCUGCUUCACCGCCUCCAAGAUUUGGAGUAGAAAGCAUGCAACAGACGCGGUUUGUACCACUGGUGUCUCUUAUCUGCAUUGCUACUGUAAUGUUCAUCUUCUGGACAUCACGAGUCCUCUCGAAAUGUUCGCAGCGCUCAACGCUCGUGAUGGUCAGAGAGCCAGGCAAAGUAAGGGAACAGCGCAUUGCCGCCGGGGAGACUGUGUCUGAUUCACUGGAAGAAUCGCAAUGCUUCUCAGUUUGGGAGCUUCUUAACUCAGAGUAUGAGCUGAUGCACAUUCCAUCUUUUUCCUAUGAUGAGAGUAUCUACAUAUUCAGUACAGCUAUGUCAGUUAGGGAGCAGAGCGUGUACAUUAUGCUUCCAAAUCCAGCAACAGAGGAGUGGCCAAUGAAACAUAAUUUCAAAAGUCAAUUUUCAUGCAGCUUUGGGCCUGUGUCUCAAGCAGGCAACUACACUCCAGCUCAAAUAGUGGAUGAAGUUGAUGGGCAUUACUAUGUGCUGAUUUGUAGGAUUCCGCAGCCUCUCUUGGAAUGCGUUAUCCAGCGAAGCGGUGUGCAACAGGCAUCAGAAACAUACAUGGCAAUGUGCCUGAUCGUCAAUCUUCAUAUCCAAUCAUCCAAUAUCCUUCAUAUCCAAUCAAAUGUCUCAAGGAAAGAGCAACGCGUUCCACCACUGCUAGCCAGAUUUAAAGUCUGCCAGCCAAAACAGCACCGUCGGGAUUAUUUAGCACUUUGUGCACAGCCGAUAACAUCUAGGAUUUGGCCAAUCAUACCACAGUGGCUAGAGUACAACCUAAUGGUCGGAGUGGAGCACUUCUACUUGUACAGUGCGACUGGCACGCGAGAAGGUCUACAGCACGCCGUCAGGCCAAACUUUGACUCAAGUCAGGUAACCUUCAAGUCAUGGAUGGCACAGCAUUGGCCAGGGAGAAGAACAAUUUUCCGACAGAUUGUAGCUCAAUGCGACUGCUUGUACUCCUUGAAGGAUCAUGCCACGUGGAUAUUGUUUGUGGACGUUGAUGAAUACGUACUACCAGCGCCUCAGUUCCGGGAUGUAAAGAGUUUCCUGCGCAACUUCACAACGUUUGCAGCUAUUUCCAUGAAGUCGUUCAACUACCAAUACCCUCCACAACAUGAUGCCUUGCUAAUCAGCAGUACACGCACUGCUGUCAAUCCGGAUCCGAUCCGUUUCAAAUACUUCUGCCAGACAGCCAAAACAAAAGCUGUGACCGUCCAUCGCAUCAGUUUACCCAGAGAACGAAGUGCGACGAUGAUUGCACCGGAGGACAAACUCAGGGUGAAUCACUAUCGGCAUUUGCCUGCAAACAUAUUCACGGCCAAUGAUGCUACAAUGCCGGAUAGAUCGCUCAAAGAACUUACGCAACGAAUUCAUACGCGCCGAAGCGGUGUGGGAUAGUGUGAGAUAGACCUUUGAGUUACGGAGCAAGCUACUAACAUUACACACUGGUGGAUGCACCCCUACAGAUUUAUAAUAGUCUACUCUCCGCUAGUGAUCUGCUACGGCUAGUAUGGCAGGCCAGCAUACUUGAAGAAAAACCGAUAUAACCUCUAUUACAGGGUGUCCCCCCCCCCCCCCCCACCACACACACCCUCAAUCUUUUAUUAGUGAAUUAUUACAUUAGGCCAUGUAAAUAUCUUUUUUUUGUCGUCAGAUUUCCCCGAGAAUCGGGGUGGACAGGAGAUUUUUUUGCAUGUACGGCUGGAAUAGGUGUUUGCAACCCCAGACAUGUCCUUUCCUCACUUUAUUAUUAUUUUUCGAAUCCAUUAUAUAUUUGGGCGCAGAAUGAGAUGAGUUCUAUUCAUGUGAUAACUAAAACCUCAGUUAGGAUUAAAAAAAGAAAAUCUGGCAGCUGAUCUAUUCACUUUUUCAACCCCUAGCGCCUAUGGCUAUGGUUCAAUCUCUGGACUUGGCCUUCGAAAUUCUGCAGCUACAUGUACAUGUACGGUACCUAUAUGCUGUGAGUAGAGGCUGCACCUACAGUACUUGACAAUUUGACAUGUACUAAAAAUAAUAAUUUGGCCGGGAGCAGAGAGUAGGUUUUUGGUAUUUUCCUACUCCCUGGCUAGCCGGGAGUAGCGGUGAGCGGAUCAUUCUUGGAACAUUUUUGGGAAUACUAGCGUGGACAAAUUCUCAUUCCCAGUGAGACCCCGCGACCCAUUUUGAUGAUAACUUUAGUUUUCCUUGAGAAAUGUUGGCAAACUUGGGCUUUUUAGAAAGCUUGAGGCAUGAGGAGUUCUCUUGUAGAAGCAGUUUCUAGCCUUCACUUGUAAGAGGAAUAACUAUCCAUCUCCAAUUCCAUUAUUUUAUUUUUUUGAAGAGAAGUUGAGCUCAUCGACAUGUGGACUGCUUUUAGUCUUAAAAUUGUACUUUCAUGAUAACAAAUGUGUUGAUUGACAGCAUGUUACAAGGCAGAGGACACACCGU
Messenger RNA from Sycon ciliatum, 2716 nucleotides. RefSeq lists its product as uncharacterized. Lineage: Eukaryota; Metazoa; Porifera; Calcarea; Leucosolenida; Sycettidae. The coding region runs from base 305 to 1687 and encodes 460 amino acids. The transcript has 15 exons. The record is from RefSeq and is a predicted model, not a curated record. Gene Ontology annotation, molecular function: glycosyltransferase activity. Gene Ontology annotation, cellular component: cytoplasm.